Messenger RNA from Prorocentrum cordatum, 1902 nucleotides. Lineage: Eukaryota; Dinophyceae; Prorocentrales; Prorocentraceae. The record is from the annotation of a GenBank genome assembly.
AGCCUCUUGGCGCAAGGGGUCAAUCACGCCAUCUUGGGCGGGGGACGCUGCGGCGCGCGCCUUGUCCGUGGGCGUGUCCCGCGCAGCAGCAGCCGCCGAUGCAGGGUGCCGUGCAGCUCGCGGCCCUGAGCGGGGCCGCGGUGCAGCAGCUGCAGUGCGGCGUCUGCGGCAGGGUCUUCGGCAUCGCCUCGGGGGCCGCGCAGUUCCAGUGCCCCUUCUGCCAGGAACCCGCGCGGGGCUCCGAAAGCGUACGUUUGUGCACUUCGCUGCUUCCUCUGGCGCAGCAGACGAUGGCCGCGCCGACGGGCGGGCCCGCGCAUCUGCAGCAGAUGAUGGGCGGGCCCCCGCAGCAGCAGCAGAUGAUGGCCGCGCCCAUGAUGCAGGGCUGCGUCGGCGCGGCCCCGCCGCAGCUGGUGCAGGUGGACCCCUUCCGGUACUCCGCACCUUGCAGCAGGUGAAGAUAGAGGAGAAGAUGAACGUUCUGGAGACUGCAGUGGGGCUGCUGGGCGAGCUCACCGGCACGGACGUCCAGCUGGAGAUGGCCAACAAGUACGUCGUCAAGACGAUGCAGGGGCAUAACCUUUUCUUUGCCGUGGACCAGACGGACUUCUGCAACCGCCAGUGCGGCGGCGACUGCCGCGGUAUCGACGUCGACGUCGUCUCACUGGGUCAGGAUCCAAAGCUUUCACAACAGGCAGAAGGGCAAUUCGAUUGGAGUUUCAACCCAUUUGGGAGCGUUGACCUCUCCAAUUCCCAGAAGUUUUUCCAUCUGCACAAGGAUUGUCAGUUCACUUGCUGUUGCUUCAACAGGCCUGUCAUCGAUGUGGUCAAUUCGGCCACUGGUCAAACGUUGGGUAGUAUCACGGAUCCGUGGGCAUGUUGUGACAUGACGUUCAAUCUCUUGGACGCGAACGGUCAACCGACAUUGACAGCAAAAGGAGGAUGUUGCCAGCUCGGCUUGAUCUGCCCUUGUCCGUGCGGGCCGUGCAGCGAAGUGCACUUCACCGUGAAUGAUGCGAGCACUGGUGCAGAAGUGGCGAGCAUGAAGAAGGUCGUGCCUGGUUUUCUCAAGUUCAUGGUUGCCGAUAAUAUCAGCAAUUACGAGAUCGAGUUUGGCCGUAUCAUGAACCCCGAGUGGAAGGCCAUGCUCAUCGCGUUGGGCCUCUUCCUUGACUUCCGGUAUUUCAACGAGCGGAGUGACAAGAAUGAUCAUUCUGAAGACGGCGUUGCUGGAGGAGUGCUGGCCGCUGGUCUGGCUGGUGGAUUGGUCGGGGGCUUGGAAGGGUUGGCUGGUGGCGACGGUGGUGGUUUCGGGGAGUUUGGUGGUUUUGGUGGCGAUGGUGACGAGUAGGACGAUCGAGGCGGGUCGCACGCGCGACCGCGCCACUCAUCAUCUGCUCGGUCACUUGCCGAAAGGGUUGCACGGGCACUGUGUUUUAGGCGGCAACAUCGCGAAAGGUCGCCACGAAGCGUCGCUUUUUUUCCCACGCAGUCGGCCACGUCCUUUGUUGCACCUCUGACGGCUCACGCGUCUUGCCUCCUAGUGACGCAAAGCGAAACAUGCAUCUUGCCUCUCUCGAAUUCUCUCGUCCUGUAUGCCCUUGUCUGUACAGCGCUCCUCCCGCUCCGAGCACGUGUUGAGUGGCUCGUGACCGAGGGCGCGCUUACCGUUCAGAGGCUUCAUAGGUUAGGGCAUGCUGCAUGUUUUCCCACGGCGGGCCAAGUCAUGUUGGGUUGCCGUGCCCGAUAUUGUUUUCCUCCCAGCUUGUCACGACAUGUUCGGCCUCAAAGGGCCGUUGCUCGACAACGGCGACUGGGAGAUGCCAGCCCCCCCGUUCCGAGAGCUCACUGAUGUUGAGAUGGAGGACAUGAUCGGUUAGUCGGUCACGCAGAAGAUAGGGA